GCUGAGUCGAGCUAUAUAACCUGCACUCCUCUCCUGUCCUCGUGACCUCGUCCACUCCGCCGCCGCCGCAGCACCUUCGAGUUCCGUCGACCCGAACGUGCUCGCUCGCCUCCUCUCGACGCCCGCAUCGCCAUGGCGGCCGCCGCGCUCAGGGCCCAGCUCAACGCCCACAUCGCCUCCAUGUACGCCACGGGUAGUGUGGACGCGUAUUUCCAGCAGCUGCAGUCGAUGGAUGAGGGCAGUGCAACCACGGGCUUCGUCGCCGAGGUCAUCAACAUCUUCCUCAACGACGCCGACAGGAUCCUCAACGACAUCGCCGGCCUGCUGAACCAGCCCGAGGUGGACUUCUACAAGGUGGACGCCCUGGUGCAUCAGCUCAUUGGGAGCAGCUCCACUGUUGGUGCUAAGAAAGUGAAACUCGCCUGCAUGCAAUUUCGUCAGUCCUAUGUGGCAAAAAGCAAAGAAAGGUGUCUCAUGGCAUUGGCUCUUCUUAGGAAUGAGUUCUGUGAUGUGCGCAACCAGCUCCAGAUCAUGAUGCAGCUGGAGCGGCAGAUUGCGGCCUCGAGUCCUAUGUAGAAGUAAUCAAAGUGAUAAGAGAAAAGCCCCAUGUGAUCCCUGGCAUGAUGUGGUAUAUGUAUCUCUGAAUAUGUAGGUAGCAUUCAACAGGUAUUGGGCUUUGGAGCACGAAAAUGGUAUGCCAGGACGAUUCUUGCUUCGCGAUCACCCUCGGAUGUAAUUUGUUGUCUUGUGUGUUGAUGUACCUGUCUGUUAACUCUUUAUACCUCAGCGUCGUGGAUGGCCCAUAGACUGUGUGCAAACUCUAUACCUGGUUGGUUGCUGGUGACUUGGUUUUGUUGUA
Aegilops tauschii subsp. strangulata is the source of this 859-nucleotide messenger RNA. RefSeq names its product histidine-containing phosphotransfer protein 2-like. Gene Ontology annotation, biological process: phosphorelay signal transduction system; phosphorylation; cytokinin-activated signaling pathway. The record is from RefSeq and is a predicted model, not a curated record. Gene Ontology annotation, molecular function: histidine phosphotransfer kinase activity; protein histidine kinase binding. Gene Ontology annotation, cellular component: cytoplasm; nucleus. Lineage: Eukaryota; Viridiplantae; Streptophyta; Magnoliopsida; Poales; Poaceae.